AUGCCUAUGAAUGAAAGCAAGGGGAAGACGAUUAGGAUACACAAUGGGGCAGAGGAGAACAAGGAAGCUUUGAAGAAGUCAAGAGGUGAAGACGAUGAAGAUUUUCAGAUAUUGGAAUAUCAAGCGCAGAAUGGGAAUGCUGAUGCUAUGUACAAAAUGGGACUAUUUUACUAUUUCGGAUUGAGGCACACAACAGACUCCCGACACAGAGUACUGAAAACCGAUACACUGACUCUUUCCUUUGUGCAGGCAAAAGAAUACUUUGAGAAGGCUGCUGAUAAUGAUGAUGCUGGUGGGCACUAUAACUUAGGAGUAAUGUACCUUAAAGGGAUUGGAAUGAAGAAGGACGUAAAGAUUGCUUGUAAAUGUUUUAUUGUGGCAGCUAAUGCAGGUCAACCAAAGGCAUUUUAUCAGUUGGCUAAGAUGUUUCAUACCGGUGUUGGGCUUAAAAAGAAUCUUCUUAUGGCUACUGCAUUAUACACUAGAUGGGCACUUGAAUCAUACCUAAAAGGUGACAUGGGCAAAGCAUUCCUCUUGUACUCUAGGAUGGCUGAACUAGGCUAUGAGAUAGCGCAGAGUAAUGCUGCAUGGAUCCUUGACAAGUAUGGUGAGCGCAGCAUGUGCAUGGGUGAAUCUGGGGUUUGCACUGAUGCAGAAAGGCAUCAACGUGCUCAUUCUUUGUGGUGGCAAGCUUCCGAGCAGGGUAACGAACACGCGGCAUUACUUAUUGGGGAUGCAUAUUACUAUGGCAGAGGAACUGUGAGGGAUUAUGAUUGUGCAGCCGAAGCUUACAUACAUGCAAAAUCCCAAUCAAACGCUCAAGCCAUGUUAAACCUGGGUUUCAUGCAUGAGCAUGGCCAAGGACUUCCAUUUGAUCUCCAUCUUGCCAAGCGGUACUAUGAUCAGGCACUAGAGUUAGAUCCUGCAGCAAAGUUGCCUGUCACACUGGCACUUGCAAGUUUGGGGGUACGGAAGAAUUAUGCUGGCAGUUUUUGGGUGAGUUACCCUUUGUGGUAUAUGUCCUCUUCUUGCCCCUCCUUACCCGAGCAUGUCUUUAAGAUCAAACUCUGUUCAAUCUUUAAUGCAAUUAUGUCCCAUUCUCUUUUUCCAAUCCUUACACUUGAACACAAGUAGGAACUUUUGGUUCACUGUUUUCCAUUAAUCAUCCUCAUUGUCUUACAUUCCUGUCUUACAAAAUGAAAUGAUUGGUACUCAUUCCUUUUACCACACAAACUUUUACCUGUAUAACCAGAGCGUAGCUUAACAUCUUCUAGCCCUCUGAGGGCAGCUUGGCAGUGUAAAGAUAUUGAUAAUGAAUGUUAUGUCCUUGGCUCUUGAUUGGCUCCUUGAGCGGUGAUCAGAAAGUUCUGCUAAAAAGAGUUCAUGGAUCUCGAAAUUAUAUUUAUACUGGUUAGUGUAGUUAGGUCUUCUGAUUUGUUGGUUUUUUGUUCUGAUUAGGUCCAGAUAAUCGAUUCCCUUCCUGAAGUUUAUCCUAGAGUGGAAGCAUGAGUGGAGAAUGUGAUCAUGGAGGAAGGGAAUGCAACAAUAUUGACUGUCUGUUUACUCACUGUUAUAUACCUUCGUGAGCGGCAAUGCAGGCAUGCUGUUGCUCUUGCAGGGGCUCACGAGCCUGAUGAGCAUGUUGUAGCCGCUGCUGGACGCUAGUUUUCGGUUGUGGUGAUUCAGAUUAGAUGUGUUUCCGGAUGAGUCAUCUGAAAAGCAAGUUAAAACAUCCAUAGCAAAAUGUAUACAUCUCGGCUCCUUUGAUAUUGUUCUAGAGAGCACCUACAUUGUACCAUAGAGAAUAUUUGAGCUGGGAAGAAUUAACG
Messenger RNA from Hibiscus syriacus, 1829 nucleotides. Its product is annotated as ERAD-associated E3 ubiquitin-protein ligase component HRD3B-like. The record is from RefSeq and is a predicted model, not a curated record. Gene Ontology annotation, molecular function: protein binding. Lineage: Eukaryota; Viridiplantae; Streptophyta; Magnoliopsida; Malvales; Malvaceae.